CUCCCUCUCCUCCCCUCCCGCUUCCACUGAGGCACAGAGAGCAUUCUCUCUCUCUCUCUCUCUCUCUCUCCCUCCAUCUCCAUCUCUCUCUUUCCCUUUUCUCUCCUCCUUCUCUCUUUCCUCUGAGAGGGAUUACGUGAAACACCCUGUGAACAAAUUAAAAAUACCCACUCAUGUUUUAUUGAGUGUCAAGCCUCUAGUCAGUCGAGUGCCCGUACCAGAGAGCACAACUGAAGGUGUGUGUGUGAGUGUGUUGUCCAGGCUGCACUGUCCGUGAGUGCGCAUGAGUUGGAGCAGGCGUGUGUGAGGAGCGUCGUCGGGUCUUCUGUGGCAUUCCGGUGGGUCAGAGGUUUCGGAGCGGUGGCGGUCUUGUGAGUGGUGAAGUGACCAUGCUGAGGAAGAGGGGCUCGCAGGAGCAGCUGAUGGACCGCGAGGUACUGCUGGACCUGGACUACACCGGGGAGACCCAGAGCGCUGGGGACGGCUACGGGAGCCUGCAGAAUGGAGGCUUCAUCCCACCCCGAUAUCUUACGGCCGCCGCUGAUGACGACGAUGACCCCAUCUACAUCCACAGCUACAACCCACAGAGCGAGCCGGCCGCAGCGCCUAAAGGCAAUUACUUCAGAGAUGGGAAGACCAAAAUAGACUUUGUGCUGGUGUGGGAGGUGAAAUCGCGGCGGAAGCGACGCUCCCGGGCGAAGUCUCAGGGCGAGGCGGCGGUGCCCGGCGAGGAGGCCGCUCACGAAGAGAGCCGCACGGAGAAGAAGAGGGCCAUGCAGGCGAAGCUCAGGGAGAGGUUCAUCCACCACCUCCAGAGCUCAGGGCUGCUCAUGGAGAAGGAGGAAUCCACCAGUGCGAAGAAGACGGUCCACUACCUGAAGCUCAGCGCUCCCUGGGACGUGCAGGUGUACUACGCUGAGGAGUUGUGUCUCCGGGCCCCGCUGCAGGCACAACCAAAUCCAGAAUUCAACACAUCAGCCCGGGUGCUUAAGAAGCUGUGUGUGCCGAACAUCAUGGCAGACUCUGUGCCAAACAGGCCAGUGGACUACUACACGUGUGCCUUCCGCAAGUCCAAAAUGGACAAGUUUCUUGGCUCUGAAAAUCAAGAAACUUAUUUCACCAACAAACAGAGACAUCGGAUAGUGUACGAGAUUCUGGCGCGGGCCCCGUACGGCAAGCGCAAGCGAGCGGAGGUGGGGGUAGCUCGUCUGCUGAACGAGGGGGCCUUCACAGCGGCCUUCCCCCUGCACGAGGGCCCGUUUGAGCUGCCCGACUACGAGGUGCAGCCCGACCAGCUGAAUCAGAGGCAGGUCCUCUACCACUACUGGGCCCGCUGGUCAAAGUGGUACAAGUACCAGCCUCUGGACCACAUCCGCGAGUAUUUCGGGGAGAAGAUCGCACUUUAUUUCGCAUGGCUUGGUUUCUACACAGCGUGGCUUCUUCCUGCCGCCCUGGUCGGCACGUUCGUCUUCGUGUCGGGGAUCAUGACCAUGGGCUCCAACACGCCCGCUAAAGAAAUCUGCGAGAGUGGCGGCCGUUAUCUGAUGUGCCCACUUUGUGAGACCUGCAAGCCCUGGAACAUGUCAGACAUCUGUCCCAUGGCCAAGGUGGGCUACCUCUUUGACCACCCCGGCACGGUCUUCUUCAGCAUCUUCAUGUCCCUGUGGUCCGUCACAUUCUUGGAGUACUGGAAACGCAAGAACGCCACCCUGGCCCACCACUGGGACUGCAUGGACUUCCAUGAGGAAGAGGAGCGUCCCAGGCCGGAGUUUGCCGCCAUGGCGCCGGGCAUGGAGCAGAACCCGGUGACGGGCGUGAAGGAGCCCUACUUCCCGGAGAAGGCACGCAUCUCGCGCAUGCUGACCGGCUCUAUGGUCAUCAUCAUAAUGCUGUGUGUGGUGAUGAUCUUCCUGGUGACGGUCAUCAUCUACAGGAGUAUCGUGAGUGUGAUGAUGUAUGAGACGGGCAGUUCCGUGUUGCGGACUCAGGCUGGGAACAUUGCCAACAUCUCAAGCAGUAUGGUGAACUUGGCUCUCAUUCUGCUGAUGGGGCAGGUGUACACUGCAUUAGCAGAACAGCUCACUAAAUGGGAAAUGCACCGAACGCAGACCCAGAAUGAAGAUGCGUUCACCUUCAAAGUGUUCAUCUUCCAGUUUGUCAACUUCUACUCGUCUCCUUUCUAUGUGGCAUUCUUCAAGGGAAGAUUUGUGGGAUACCCAGGCCACUAUGGUACUUUGUUUGGGAUGAGAAAUGAGGACUGUGGGCCGGGAGGCUGCCUUAUUGAGCUGGCAGAGCAGCUGUUUAUCAUCAUGGUGGGAAAGCAGCUCAUCAACAACAUGCAGGAAUUUGUGAUCCCAAAAGUGAAAGCGUGGCGGCAGAAGAGAGCCUUGGCGUCUGUGAGGAAAGCUCAAGUCUCCCACGAGCCUCAGCGGUGGGAGCAGGAUUAUGAGCUGAUUGAGUGCGAGGGCUUGUUUGAGGAGUAUCUGGAGAUUGUCCUGCAGUUUGGCUUCAUCACCAUCUUCGUGGCCGCGUUCCCUCUGGCACCACUGUUCGCUCUGCUCAACAACUGGGCCGAGGUGCGACUGGACGCCCACAAGUUUGUGUGUGAGUACCGCCGGCCAGUGGCCGAGCGCGCCCAGAAGAUUGGCGUGUGGUUCACCAUCCUAGAGGCGCUGUCUCACCUGUCCGUCAUUGUCAAUGCUUUCCUGAUUGCUUUCACCUCUGACUUCUUGCCGCGUCUGCUCUACCAGUAUAAAUAUGAUAAUCAGCUGCAUGGCUAUGUGAACUUUACCUUGGCCUACUCCCCACCCAGCUACAACCACACAACACAUGCCAUGUGCAGAUACAAAGCCUUCCGAGACGAAAAUGGAAACUACACUCUGGUGUACUGGGAGCUGCUGGCAGUCAGACUGGGUUUCAUCAUUGCAUUCGAGCAUGCGGUGUUCUUCGUGCUGCGGGCCAUUGACUGGAUGGUGCCGGACGUGCCCGAGUCCCUGGAGCUGAAGAUCAAGCGUGAGCGCUACCUGGCCAAGCAGGCGCUGGCCGACAACCAGGAAGCACUGCUGGUGAGUCGCCUCUUGGCCUCCAGCCCAGCAAGCAACACACCUGGCAAACUGAGGCAAGCCUGUAGUGAGGGCAUGCGUCCAGCAGAGGGCAGCAUCGCAAAGGGAGGACCUAACGUCUCCAGCACUGAUUCGGCUGGGACGCCUUAGCAGUUCUGCUGUCUGUCAGUGAAACCACUUGCACAUGGUCGGAUACUUGUCGAUCAGAAAAGAUUCUUAUUUGUUGUUGUGUUUUGUGUGUGUGUUUAAAGGGAAUGUUUAUGAAUAAUUGUGUGUGUGAAUCUGUGACUGUGUGUGUGUGUGUGUGUGUGUGUGUGUGUGUGUGUGUGUGUGUGUGUGUGUGUGUGUGUGUGUGUGUGCAGUGGUUGAUACUGGUUAUAUUGUGGUUUUCAUGUUGUACAUUGCACACUUGUUAUGCCAAAUUUGAUCUCCUCCAAUGUCAUCGUUUACCUCCGGCUCAAAAGUUACAACUAUCCUUACUCUCUUUCUCUGCUCUAGCAAGUCCAGUACAGUUACACUGUAUCAAAUCCAAAACAGCAAGAGAAGACAUGUUCUGCUUUGCUACAAUACUGCUUCAGUAUACAUGUGCUGUACAUGAAUAUAGAUUUGUACAAAUGACUAAAUAAGCAUAUGGUUCCUGCCUCUGACAUUGUACCAGUUGAAAUGGCUACUGUAAAGGAUAUGCUGUAAAAAGACAUGCUACUGUAAAUCAUAAUUGUAAACAUGGCUGAGGUCAUGUAAUGCAGAUGAUUUGUUUAUGUGCAGGCUGUUUUAUUGUUUAAUUACAAUUUUGGAAAUAAAAAUCUAGUUUGAAUGUU
Molecule: messenger RNA, 3880 nt
Organism: Alosa alosa (allis shad)
Lineage: Eukaryota; Metazoa; Chordata; Actinopteri; Clupeiformes; Clupeidae
Gene: ano11
Product: anoctamin 11
Exons: 23
Coding region: 390-3212 (940 amino acids)
Biological process (GO): chloride transmembrane transport
Cellular component (GO): plasma membrane
Molecular function (GO): protein dimerization activity; chloride channel activity
Source: RefSeq, a predicted model, not a curated record